AUGUCAUCAACAAUACCAAUUUUUAGUGAAAGUAUUAAUAGUUAUGUUAUAUUUAAAAGUAAAGGUAUUCAUAUAAAUACCAACUAUACACCAAUAGACAUACAUCCAAUCAAUCCAUGGAUAGUAUAUGCAGAUUCUGAUAGCAAUAUUGUAAUUCAAAAUUAUGAAAACAAUGAAAAAAUAUUAAAUUUUUCAAUUUCACAACAUGGCGAAGAGAAAAGAGAACAGCAAACUAUAAUUAAAAAAGUACCAACAUUAUCAUCAUUAAAUGGUAAUGGUUCAGUUGGUUCCAAUUCAAAUAGUCCAACUAAUAACAAUAAUAAUAUUUCAUUUAUUGGUAGUACUGGUUCUUCUGAUGGUAGAAGUUUAAGUGUCACUGGUACAUCACCUGUUCAAUCGCAAUCACAGCCAUCAGCAGCAUCAUCCACAUCACAGAUUACUAAUCAAUCGCCAUCAAUACCAUCAUUACAAGUUUUAAAUAAUAAUAAUCAAACUAUGCAUCGUUCACCAACUAACACUGUAAAAUUAUCACCAAAUUCCUCAAAUAGUUUAGAUAAUCAAAAUUCUACAACUAAUAACUAUGAUAUUAAUUCAGAUAAAUUGGGUCAAAUUAAAUUUGUUUAUUUUUAUGAUAAACAUACAAGAUCAUGUAAAGAUAAAAAACCAAAAAUGUCUCAAAAUAAAUUAUUAAAUUUAAAUAAACAAAUAACAUCAGUUGGUAUUGACGACUAUGUUGUUGUUAUUGCAGAGAAUAGAAUUGUAUUUAUAAAUUAUCACUCACAAAGAUUAAAAGAAGUUAAAAUUCCACCAUUUGAAACUAAAGCUCCAACAUCAGUCGAAUUUUUUUCAAACUCACCAUUGGUAGCAUUUGGUGGACCAGAUUCAGUUAUAAGACUUUGGAAUACUGAAAAAUGGGAACUUGAAAAACAAUUGAAUGGUCAUCCAAAAGGUCAAAUUGUUAAAUUAAAGGCUAUUGAAAUGGAAGGUGAAUUUUUAGUAUCUGGUGGCACAGAUGGAUAUGUUUGUGUUUGGAAUGUUAAAACUGGUACAUUGGCAACUCAAUUUUCAAAAGUUCAUGAAAUUUUAGAUCUAAGUUAUGAUUAUGUCACUGGACAAAUUAUGGCAUUAACUAGCGAUAGACAUAUUAUUAUUUAUGAUUUGACAACUUUAAAAGAACUAACAAAAAUCAAUUGUGGUAAAAAAGAAUUUUUCUCUAUCGAAGCAUUUUAUCAUCCAAGAUUUAAUCAAGAUUUAUUAUUAAGUAUGAAAAAUCCAGCACAGGUUUCAUUCUUUUCAAGAAAUGGUGUUUCUAGAGAGUUCAGCAUAGAUUUAGAUCAACUUUUAAACCCAAGUAAAAAAGAUAAAUCAAAACUUUAUAAAGUAGUUCAACAUCCACUUAAUCCAUCAUUACUUUUAUGUUGGAUAAAUAAGAGUAUUUAUAUUGUAUCAACUUCUGCAUCAUCAAUACCAAUGGCUGUUACAACUUUUAAUGCAACCACAAACGACCACACAGUCUAUUAUCCACAUAAUGGCUACCUUUAUCAUUCAUCUCUUACCAAUGUACUAUCCAGCGAAAAAGUUCAAACAUCAAUUCAAUUAGCAUUAAAUGAAAAUUAUAAAUUAGAUAUUAGUCCAAGUGGUAAAUAUUUAUCAAUUCUCUCUGUUGGCAGUGGUAAUUAUCAAAUUAUUGAAAUAUCAUCAUGGAAAGUAUUAGAAAAGGGUAGCGCAUUAGAUAUUGCUUGGAGUGGCAAAGGAAGUGAUGGUAAAGAGAAGUUUGGUAAACUUGAGAAACAAUUAGAAACUAUCGAUCCAAUUAAAAAAAAGAAAACAACUUUUCUUCCAGUUAUCAAAACUACCAAAAAAGAAGAACAAGUGAUAUGUAAAAUUUUAUUAAAAACCAAGGAGUUUACUAGCAGUGGUCCAGGUGCAACUCAAGAGUUAUUUUUAAAUCCAAAUGAAGAUAAAAUAUCAGGUGGUUUAAUGUUGGGUGUUUAUUUUAAAGAUUUAAAGGAACAAUCCCCAGGAGAUGGCCAAACUCAACAAUCAAAUCCAUUAGGUGCAGGUUCGAAUGUUUCAUCACCAAUCUCUUCAAAUUCUUCAUCAUUAUCAUCCAACUCAUUGAUGAACCAAAAUAGUGGCGGUGGUAGUAAUAGUAGCGGUGGUUUAACAGAACCAUCUAUUAUUACAAUAGGUGAAGAGGUCGAAUCAAAAUCAUUUAGACUCUUGGAUUGGUGGACCUUGCAACCAAUCGGUGAAUCAUUACCACCACCAUUAAAAAUCUAUUGGGAUCAAAAUCAAACCCAUUGUGUAAUCGCUUAUACUCAUUAUUUUUGUGUUUUCAAAUUACGUCCAACUUUCCAUAUGCUUUGCAGAUGGCCAAUUUCUUUAAUCUCUGCAAUUUGGCACAAUAAUACUUUAUUCUUUUCAACUCCAAAUGAUAUUCAGUGUCUUUUCCCCCACAAAGAUGAAAGUUGUCCAAUGGUAUUAUCCUCUUCAACUGGUGUAGUUUUCCCUGAUGAUCUUUAUGAUCCAUCAUCUGGUUCUUUGUCAACUUCAAAACCAAAUCAAACCUUUUCAUUAUUACCAAAUUUUAAACCUUCAGGUUUAAUAAAUUUAUUAGAAAUUAACAAUGAAGGAUUAAUUUUAUUAGAUUGCAAUAAUAAAUUUUAUUGUUUACCAUUAACCCAUUAUUUAUUAAAAUUUUUCAUUUUAGCACAAAUGGAAGCAUUUGAAUUGGCAAUGAAAUGUGCAAGUAUGGUAGAUCCAAAAUAUCAUUAUUUAAUGGCUAAAUUUUUAACAGUUAGGGGUCAUCCAAAAGAAUGUUUACAGCUAAAUGGCGGUAUCUCAAAUUUCCUCAAAUUUUUGAUUUGUAUUAACAAUGAUGCUCUAGAAUCAAGUCUUGAAAUGGUACCAUUAAUUUCUGAUGCACUAAAAUCGGGUCAAUCCGUUACAAAUGAAAAUACUGGUGAAGAGGUUUCCCCUGCUUCUUUAGGUAAAAUGUGUAUUGAAAUCGGUCAAAAGGCUCAAAGUAAAAACGAUUUUACAGUCGCCGAAAAAGCUUUUAAAUUGGCCACUACUUUGGAACCAAAUACUGCUUAUCAAGAACUAGCUCUUCAUUAUGUAUUUUUAAAAAAAAUGUCUGAAUUAAAAGAGCUCCAGCAAUUAAUCUCUCAAUCUUUUCCUUUAGAAAGUAAUUUAAUUUCUUUAUUUUUAGAUUAAAAAUAAAUAAAAAUAAAAAAAUAAUAAAAUUUAACUAUUUUUCAACAGAAUUUAAAUUAU
Messenger RNA from Dictyostelium purpureum, 3279 nucleotides. RefSeq lists its product as uncharacterized. NCBI's taxonomy places the organism in Eukaryota, Evosea, Eumycetozoa, Dictyosteliales, Dictyosteliaceae. The record is from RefSeq and is a predicted model, not a curated record. The transcript is spliced from 4 exons. Gene Ontology annotation, molecular function: protein binding. The coding region runs from base 1 to 3219 and encodes 1072 amino acids.